UCGAUUUGCGUGUAAAGGCAACUCUUUAAUAAUUACGUGAUUUGUACAUAUUGUGCAUUAUGGCGAAUAAUUAUGAUUUACCAUAUAAUGUUAGAAAGGAAAAGUUACCGAAAAUUGAUCGAAACAAUAUCCAAAAUGUUUUAGAGAUAGGCUUGCAACAAAAUUUUGACAAUGUUAACGUCCAAUGGGUAUCUUGUCCUGAUCUGACUAAGGAACCAUUCAAUCUCGCCGCCCCAGGAUUCUCUUGCAAACCGGCAUUAUUGGAAGUUGGUGGUGUGUCAUACUUACGUCCAAAUCCAAUAAAGGACAAAGGAUAUAACAUCCAAGAAAUAUUACAUUGUAUCGAUAUUGACUUUGAUAAAGUUUUCAUUUUUGGUUCUAGUCUUUAUUUAGAUCCUGAAAAGAAGGAAGAUUUAUACCCACUUGUUAUGAACGCAUCAUUUCCUCAAAUAAACAAUAAGGGAAUAAAGAACUUACACCAAUGGGAUACCAUAAAUAAAAGUCGCAUCAUAACUGUGAAUAAAGAUAAAUGUAAUGUGGAAGAAUUAACUAACGAUGAACAUAUUGAGUGCCGUAUAAUAGGAACUUUCUUUCUAUCCAAAGGUUCCGCAGGCAAGGAUGUUCUAGAAGUACGUGCUAAAGAAAAGAAUUCGACUCCUUUUUUUUCAGGAUUUAUAGAUGCUAUGCAAAAUAUACUCACAAAAGCAUAUCCGGAAACAUUAGUCGUUUUAGGUGGCGUAUAUGUACCGAAAAAUGGAUUUUGGAAACACCAUCCUUAUAGAAAUUCUUGGGAGCCUCCGAUAAGCUCUUCUACUAAUCCUGAUUUAUCAGACUACAAAUCUCCUUUUUGUAUUGCACAGUUUCCUGAGGCAAUAAUUACCACAUUUAGCAGUAGCACUAUUGGAGAAUUUAAGAGUUCACCAGAAUGUCCACCAAUAAGAUUUACUAGUAAAAUUAUUCAAUGUUUAAACCAUCGUAAUGGUGUGGGGGAGUCAUUUACCCCAAACGAAGACGAAAACAUAGAAUAUUUAGGAUACUUUCGUAUGGCACGCACAUUGAUUCGUAUUGAUGAACCGCUUAUAUAAUUUUCAAACUUGCAUUAUUUUGGUUAAUAUCAGCAAAA
Nylanderia fulva is the source of this 1123-nucleotide messenger RNA. Its product is annotated as beta-keto L-gulonate decarboxylase-like. The record is from RefSeq and is a predicted model, not a curated record. Lineage: Eukaryota; Metazoa; Arthropoda; Insecta; Hymenoptera; Formicidae. Gene Ontology annotation, molecular function: zinc ion binding; hydrolase activity, acting on ester bonds. Gene Ontology annotation, cellular component: nucleus.